Messenger RNA from Myzus persicae (green peach aphid), 1161 nucleotides. It is a transcript of the gene Noa36, whose product is annotated as zinc finger protein 330 homolog. The record is from RefSeq and is a predicted model, not a curated record. Gene Ontology annotation, molecular function: zinc ion binding. The transcript has 8 exons. Bases 158 to 1099 code for a protein of 313 amino acids. Lineage: Eukaryota; Metazoa; Arthropoda; Insecta; Hemiptera; Aphididae. Gene Ontology annotation, cellular component: nucleus.
UAGAUAAUGUUAUCAUUUUUUUUUUUUAUGAACUCGUGACAUGUGAGGUCUGUUAUGUGGCUUUUAAUUUUUAUAUAAACAUUCAUGGUAAAUUAGUAACACCUAAUCUUAGCUACUUCCAAUAAUUUAAUUCAGGUGGAAGUCUCAUACAUCAAAUAUGCCUAAAAAGAAAACUGGACAGAGAAAGAAAGCAGAGAAGAUGAGGGCUCGGCAAAAAGGAAUUAGGUCAGCAAAGGACAAUUUGUCUUUGGCUAAACAUCCUUGCAAUGCAACAAUGGAAUGUGAUAAAUGCAAGAAGAAACAAAAAAAUCGGGCUUUUUGUUAUUUUUGUCAAAAUUUACAGCGUUUGCCUCAAUGUGCAAGUUGUGGUAAAAUAAAAUGUCUUAUGAAGUCAGGAGAUUGUGUUGUUAAACACCCAGGUGUCUAUACAACAGGAAUGGGACUAGUGGGUGCUAUUUGUGAUUUUUGUGAAGCGUGGGUGUGUCAUGGUCGAAAAUGCCUUACAACUCAUGCUUGUGUUUGUCCCCUUCAAGAUGCAAAUUGUGCUGAAUGUGAACGUGGAACGUGGGAUCAUGGUGGUCGUAUAUUCAUGUGCUCUUAUUGUUCAGCAUAUCUUUGUGAAGAUGAUCAAUUUGAGCACCAAGCUUCAUGUCAAGUUUUGGAUUCAGAAAAUUAUAAAUGCCAAUCAUGCAAUAAAUUAGGACAGUACAGUUGUUUGAAGUGUAAAGUGUGUUUCUGUGAUGAACACAUUAGAUGUAAACGUUUCAAGUAUUCUGAAAAAGAUAGAAAUUAUCCAUGUCCAAAGUGUUCUUAUCCAACAGCUGAAGUCAGUGAUUUAUCAUUAUCUUCUCGUAAUCAUAAAUAUGGCCGACAAACAUAUGAGGAAGGUGAUGACGAUGAUGAUGAUUCAUAUGCUUACGGAGCUGGUAGUUCUGGAGCAAACUAUGGAGGAUAUACAUAUGAUGAAGCUGAAUAUAGUGAUGAUGACGACGAUGAUUACUCUUCAGAAGAUGAUGAUGAUGAUGAUGACGAUGACGAUGACGACGAUGAAGAAGAAGAUGAAGAUGGCGACAAAGACAAAGCAAAAAUUAAAAAAUAAAUUAUCAUUAUAUAUUUGAUAGUAAUUAUAUAAAAAAAUACAAAAUUAAUCAAUCUUAUUAA